This is a messenger RNA of Heteronotia binoei (common prickly gecko), 2040 nucleotides long. RefSeq names its product heat shock 70 kDa protein-like. The transcript has a single exon. Gene Ontology annotation, molecular function: ATP binding; ATP-dependent protein folding chaperone; ATP hydrolysis activity. Bases 53 to 2008 code for a protein of 651 amino acids. Lineage: Eukaryota; Metazoa; Chordata; Lepidosauria; Squamata; Gekkonidae. Gene Ontology annotation, biological process: cellular response to unfolded protein; vesicle-mediated transport; protein refolding. The record is from RefSeq and is a predicted model, not a curated record. Gene Ontology annotation, cellular component: cytoplasm; plasma membrane; cytosol.
GCCAAUUUUCCAUCUUUGGCAGACGGGCCUGAUCCUGGGGAAAGACGCCUCCAUGGGAGCAGAUCUCAGCCAUGGGAAUGCCGAAAACUUAUGUGUGGGCCCCGCCCCGCAGUCCGGCCCCAGGAUUAGGACAACACCAGCCCGAACCCGGCCCAAGGGCCCAGCCGUGGGGAUCGAUCUGGGCACCACCUAUUCCUGUGUGGCCGUGUGCCAGAAGGGCAGGGUGGACGUCAUCGCCAACAACUACGGCAGUCGGACCACCCCCAGCUGUGUGGCUUUCACAGACAGGGAGCGCCUCGUGGGGGAAGCGGCGGAGAUGCAGAGAGUCCUCCACCCAGAGAACACAGUCUUUGGUGCCAAGCGACUGAUCGGGCGUAGGUACGACGACCCUGCGGUGCAGAGCAGUAGGAACCACUGGCCCUUCCAAGUGGUGGGUGGAGAAGAGAGAGUCCAGGUGAAGGUGUCCUACAGAGGGGGGGAGAAGGCCUUUUAUCCUGAGGAGAUCUCUGCCAUGGUGCUGUCUAGGCUGAAGCAGGUGGCAGAGGCCUACCUGGGCCGCCCAGUCUCACAGGCGGUCAUCACCGUCCCAGCCUACUUCAACGACGCCCAGCGGCAGGCCACCAUCGACGCCGCGGCCAUCGCCGGACUCAAGCUGCUGUGCCUGAUCAACGAACCCAGCGCUGCCGCCAUCGCCUACGGCCUGAAUGUUGGCCCUCACUGGAAAGCCAAGAGAAACAUCCUCAUCUUCGAUCUGGGCGGGGGAACGUUGGAUGUGUCCGUCCUCAGCAUCCAAAAUGGCGUCUUCGACGUGAUGGCUAUCAGUGGAGACACCCAGCUGGGCGGGGAAGAUUUUGACCAACGGCUGCUGAAUCAUCUUGUGCUGGAGUUCAAGAAGAAGCACAGCGAGGACAUCAGCCAGAGCCACAAGGCCAUGCAGAGGCUGAAGGCGGCCUGCGAAAAGGCCAAGCGGGCCUUGAGUUCCAACGUGAGGGCCACCAUCUCCGUUGACUCCCUCUACAACGGAGUCGAUUUCUGCAUAACGAUCACCAGGGCCUGCUUUGAAGACCUGUGUGCUGACCUCUUCCAGACCACUAUGGAGCAUGUGGGGAGGGUGCUGGAGGAUGCUGGGAUUAAGAAGACGCAGGUUCAUGACAUUGUCCUUGUGGGAGGAUCCACCCGCAUCCCCAUGAUACAGAACCUUCUCUCAAAAUUCUUUGAGGGGAAAGAGCUCAACAAGAGUAUCAACCCAGAGGAAGUCGUGGCCCAUGGGGCAGCCGUCCAAGCGGCCAUCUUGACGGGCCAUCGAUACCAGAAUCUGGAGAAUCUUCUCCUCUUGGAUGUGACCCCAGUUUCUCUAGGGCUGGAGACCGUUGGGGGCGUGAUGGACGUUUUGGUCAAGCGCAAUUCCCCCAUCCCGACCAAGGAGACCAGGAACUUCUCCACCACCGAAGACAACCAAACCAGCCUUUUCUUGCAAGUCUAUGAAGGGGAACGAACUCUGACCAAACACAACCGUCUCCUGGGAACAGUCACUCUCAGUGGCCUUCAGCCUUCUCCCCGCUGCGUGCCGGUUAUUGUGGUCACCUUUGCCAUCAAUCACAACAAUAUCCUCACGGUUUCUGCUAUGGAAAGGAACACCGGCAACAGUAAGCAGUUGGUCAUUACGGACACCCGAGGACGGCUGGAUAGAGAAGAGAUGGAGCGCAUCCUAAAAGAGGAGGAAGAACUCAGAGAGCAAGAGAAGGUGGAGCAGGAGAAGAUCGAAGCUCUGAACUCUUUGGAGUCCUCCACUUUUCAGCUCAAGAGGACCGCAGAGCAAGGGAAGUCUCUGGAUGAUCGAGCCAAGAGGAGAGUGCUGGAGAUGUGUGAGGAGACCACACUGUGGCUGGAAGAAAACCAGUUGGCUCCGAAGAAGGAGUACGAGGAAAGGAAGAGAGAGCUGGAAGACGUGUGCUAUUCUAUCAUCACGCAUUUUAGUAAGGAGGACAAAAUGGAGAAAGGAUGCUAAUGCCGGUAGCGGAGCUCAUUAAAGAAAAAUAG